AAUGGAUACUGGAUUUGGUCUCGAACUGUGGCUGCAUAUAUUCGACAAUAGAUGGGAUUAAUUUCAGUUUUAUUUCAGCUGUUUUGGGACCAAAGCCACGCGAUCAUACUCUAAAGGCUUCCCCGGGAGCAGUUACCCUAUGGGAUCUGAUUACUGAUCCUGAUCCCCUGAAGUGAUAUGUCGAUCUGCGAAUGACAAAUGGAGAAUUGGGUCAGGGACCUCUGCGCCAUGGUGGAUCAUGUGGGGAAUAUUGAAGCGCUACCCAGAGAAUAGUUUCGAUGGGAUAAGGCUAAUUCUCCAUCCCAAUGGGGCAAACGUUGAUAAGGAGCAGAGGCGAGUUGAUCACGCAAGGAAUCCAUUACAGUCGUCGGUGCUACUACCCCUGCCUAUGUUAGAUGAUCCGUCUUACGCCUAUUGUAUCCACUACAAUCCGCCUUGGGCGAAUUUUGCGACAGGUAAUCCCAAAAUCAGAGAAAGGGAGCCACGAGGGACCCACGGAACGGACAGCAAGGGCCGGAAUGCCAGACUCAUCUACUGUGUGGACGCGCGUUGUCUGCAAUGAUCUACUCAAAUUACCUGGUUUGUCUGUCUUCCCAGCGUGGCUGUCAAGCUACUUAUUGCCUUGGUUGUCUGUUGGAAACCA
Molecule: messenger RNA, 643 nt
Organism: Aspergillus piperis CBS 112811
Lineage: Eukaryota; Fungi; Ascomycota; Eurotiomycetes; Eurotiales; Aspergillaceae
Exons: 1
Coding region: 239-562 (107 amino acids)
Source: RefSeq, a predicted model, not a curated record